GAAGUAUUGCAUAGAGAUGGUUUAAGAGUGAAUUAAAAAAAAGGUUAUAAAAAGAAAAGAGGGUUGGAGAGACAAAGGCGUCAGAGGUAGAAAACGAUCAUGAUUCACGUCGCAGAGAAAGUGUGUUUGUCUCAGAAUACAGAAUAGAAGAAAGAAACAUCAGAGAUAGAGAGAGAGAGAAAGAGAGAGAGAGUCUCUUGAGAUUUGCGCCUCAACCAACCAUAAUCUUCUAACUUCACUCUCCGCAUCACCAUCACCAUGAAUAAAGGCGGCCACCAUUUCUCUCUCUCUCUCUCCUCUUUCUCCAUGCACCCACUAAAUUAAUUACCGCAUUCAUUCCCUUCCAUUCUCUUACACGUUUUCUCUCUCUCUUUUUUUUUUUAAUACUUUUUCAUUCUCUUCUUCAACUUUCUUACUAAUACACCACCUUCAACUACUCUCUCGCUUUCUUCUAUUCCAAUAGCUUACUUCAGAUUAAACGCGGACCUACCUUGUCGUUUUCAGGAGAGAAAGAAAAAAACGAAAAUGAAGUUUAUGAAGUUAGGUUCCAAGCCUGAUUCACUUCAAUCUGAUGGAAAAUUUGUCAGGUACAUAUCAUCUGAAUUAGCUACAGAUAUUAUCAUAACUGUUGGUGAAGUUAAGUUUGACCUUCACAAGUUUCCUUUACUGUUGAAGAGCAAUCGCUUACAGAAGUUGGUGUCGAAGGCUAAUGAAGAUAAUUCAGAUGAAAUUUACUUGGAUGAUUUCCCUGGUGGUCCCAAGGCCUUUGAAAUAUGUGCGAAGUUCUGCUAUGGAAUGACUGUUACUUUAAAUGCUUACAAUGUCGUGGCUGCUCGAUGUGCAUCCGAGUACCUUGAGAUGACCGAGGAUGUCGAUAGAGGAAACUUGAUUUUUAAAAUUGAUGUGUUUCUUACUUCGAGUAUCUUUCGUAGCUGGAAGGAUUCUAUCAUUGUUCUCCAAACUGCUAAAUCUCUUCUUCCAUGGUCCGAGGAUCUAAAGAUCAUUGGGAGAUGCAUAGAUUCCAUAGCUUCUAAAACUUCUGUGGACCCGAUGAACAUCACUUGGUCUUACACUUACAACCGGAAAUUAACACAAGCUGAUAAAAUUGCCGAGGACAAGAUAUCAUUGAAAGAGAAGAUUGAGCCUGUUCCGAAGGAUUGGUGGGUUGAAGAUAUAUGCGAGCUGGAUAUUGAUCUUUAUAAACGCGUAAUGAUUACUGUUAAAUCAAAGGGAAGAAUGGACAGUGUUGUGAUUGGUGAGGCGCUGAAAACCUAUGCAGUUAGAUGGUUGCCUGAUUCUGUCGAUGCAUUGGUUUCCGAUGCUCAUGCCAGGAGAAACAAAUCUCUGGUAGAAACAAUUGUUUGUUUAUUGCCGUGUGAUAACGGUGUCGGCUGUUCUUGCAGUUUCUUGAUGAAACUAUUGAAAGUGGCCAUACUAGUUGAAGCCGAUGAAUCAUCCAGAGAAGAAUUAAUCAAGAGCAUUAGCCUAAAAUUGUAUGAGGCUUCUGUCAAAGAUUUACUGAUUCCAGCAAGGUCUCCUCAGGUUACAAUUUAUGAUAUUGAUUUGGUGCAAGAUCUUUUGAAUCGGUACAUGACUAAUGAAAAGAAAAUCCGCGAUAUGGAUGUUGUGGACAAGAAAGAUAAAGUAUUUGGUGAAUCUAUUUUAGGCAAUAGGGCGAUAUUGAAUGUUGGCAAGUUGGUGGAUAGUUAUCUUGGCGAAAUCGCACAUGAUUCGAAUCUCAGCCUCUCUAGUUUUGUUGAUUUGUCACAGUCAAUUCCUGAGUUUGCUAGGCCAAAUCAUGAUGGACUGUACCGAGCUAUCAACAUCUACUUGAAGGAGCACCCAAGUUUGACAAAAUCUGAAAAGAAGAAUGUUUGCGGUCUAAUGGAUGUCAAGAAACUGACUGCGGAUGCGUCAGCGCACGCUGCACAGAACGAACAUCUACCCCUUAGAGUUGUAGUGCAGGUUCUGUAUUUUGAACAGGUUAGUGCCGCAGCCAGCAACCGAGCAUUUGCCAACAGUCUACGCGAUCCUCCGCGUGCACUGAUUAAUGGAGACGAUGAGUGUGAGAGAUCUUUAGGAAAAAGCUGCCAUUCUCUCAACGGCCAAAUGAGUCACUUGAAGAUUAAAGAUGAUGAGUUUCGUAGGAGUGUGAAAUUGAAUAAGAAGAGUAGCAAAAACAGCAGAAGUGGCGUGCAGUUGCUUCCGUCUCGGUCAAGACGAAUAUUUGAUAAGUUAUGGAAUGUUGGUAAAGGACAAGGAGGGAAUAGGAGCCCGGAGACUUCAGGGAGUUCUAAUAGCCCGACUUCGGUAGUUGCCGGAGAUACCAAAUCUUCUGGUUCAUCGUUAAGACACCGACGAUAUUCUAUCUCUUAGGGAAUUAUGUAAAAUCAUUUGGAAGGUGAAGAAUAUUGAAGUUGCUUUGAAGUGUAAAGUGGUAGGAUGUUUAAUCUUGUGUUUGCAAUGCAUGCAUGCAUGUAAUGAUUACUAAUCAUGAUUAUGGUCUCACUAGCAUGUAGUGACAUUUUUGUGCCUUGUGUAUGUGGUUUCUUUCGCUAGUGUAAGAUCUUACAUCCCAAGUAAUCAUGAAAUUGGUAGGGAUCCUUAGAUUUUAUUCCAUGCUAAACUUUUUCAAUGACUGAAUUUAAAUCCAAGCCAAGUCACAAGUUCAAGUAAUGAUUUAUCUUGGUUUUGGG
Cicer arietinum (chickpea) is the source of this 2696-nucleotide messenger RNA. Its product is annotated as phototropic-responsive NPH3 family protein NPY1. Gene Ontology annotation, molecular function: protein binding. The record is from RefSeq and is a predicted model, not a curated record. Lineage: Eukaryota; Viridiplantae; Streptophyta; Magnoliopsida; Fabales; Fabaceae.